GGCCGCAAGAUGUACCUACAAGUUUGGAAAAAUCAGCACCGGACUUUUGCACCGUAUAUGUUAUCUACAAAGGAAAGAUACACUCAAUGCGUGCUUCUAAUAUUUGUCAAGUACCGUCUUCUAAUUUGAACGCCAAAACCACAAGGUCUAACAAGUCUGGAAGCUCUAAGUCUAGUUACAGCAAUGGCACCGACAAUCAAUCCAACACCUCAGGCCAUUCGUCUUCUAGAUCACAAGGAUCUUCCAGAUCGAAAGGUAUGGGGCAAUCAAAUAGUCCAUACAGGAGCACUAGAAAUGAUAAUAAUGCCACCAGGUAAUAUUUUAUGAUUGAGUUUUUGUAAAACUCUUUCUACUAAAUUUACCAUACUGGUAUAAAAAAAAAAAGGCAACAUAUAUAUUAGACUUCGUAUUUGGUUGUUUACAACUCUUGACACAAACAUGACUGUACAUUAAGUUACCACGCACAGUUUCUAAUCACCUACUCGAUCAUUGUCUUCCAGAGCGCAAGGUACAGGGCGUCCAACUAGUCCAUACAACAACCCGGCUAGUCCAUACAACAACCCUGCUAGUCCGUACAACAACCGUAUAGGUAGUCCAUACAACAACCCUAUAGGUACUCCGUACAACAACCCUAUAGGUAGUCCAUACAACAACACUAAAGAAGAUAAUUCCUACAGAUUUCAAGGUAUGGAGCAACCAACUACUCGUGCUCAUAACGCCAACAACUUCGACAACCCCUCUAGAUCGCCGGAUAAAGGGCAAACUUCUAAACAUCGACACAGCUCAAGUUUUGAAAAUUCAUUGCGACUUCAAAACAUGGGGCAACCACCUACACAUCCACACAACAAUAAUAGCUUCGAUAAUACUCCAAGGAACCAUAAUCGACAGGGUAGCGGCGGCAAGCCUAGUGAAAACAAUGAGCCACGUUCUCGAACAUUGUCAAGAAGUCAAAGCUUCGCUUCAGAUGAGCUGGAUGAUGAAAUGAGGCAAUUGAAGCUCGAAGUUAAGCAAACAAUGGAACUCUAUCAUACAAUAUGCAAGCAAUCUGCAACGGCAAAGCAACAUGAUGAGCUUCUUCAAAGUAUAGGAAAUGAAGACAGCAUUGAGAAUAUAAAGCUAGCAAGAGAGGGCGCGAUGAUUGUGGCAGAAUUAGAACGACAAAAAUGUCAAGCAGCAUUGAACGCUGCACAGAUGACAGAACGAUUAAUCGAAAUGGAGACUCGAAAAAGAAAAAUUGUGGAGGAGAGAGCCGCUAAACAAGAAGAGAAUGGACAGAGAACAAGAAGCUCUAGCCAAGUUAGCCAUCGAGAAUACACCUUUAAAGAGAUUGAAGUUGCAACGAAUAAUUUCUCGGAUACAUUGAAGAUCGGGGAAGGAGGGUAUGGACCUGUCUAUCGAGCUGUUCUUCAGCAUACCCCUGUUGCAAUUAAGGUUUUGAGGCCAGAUGCAUCACAAGGACUUAAGCAAUUUCAACAGGAGAUUGAAGUGUUAGGACGAAUUAGACAUCCAAACAUGGUACUUCUCCUAGGAGCCUGUACGGAGUAUGGGUGCCUCGUGUACGAGUACAUGGAGAACGGGAGUUUAGAAGACAGACUGUUCUGCAGGAACAAUACACCUCCCAUCCCUUGGAAGACUAGAUUCAAGAUUGCAGCAGAGAUAGGAAGCGCGCUUUUAUUCUUGCACGAGGCCAAGCCAGAGCCAAUGGUACACCGCGAUCUCAAGCCAGCAAACAUCCUCCUAGACGGGAACUACACAAGCAAGAUCGCCGAUGUAGGACUAGCACGACUAGUCCCACCAGCAGUGGCAAACCAAAUAACACAGUACCACAUGACAGCUGCAGCGGGAACAUUCUGUUACAUAGAUCCAGAGUAUCAGCAAACAGGAAAACUCGGGACAAAGUCCGAUGUUUAUUCACUAGGAAUCAUGCUGCUACAACUUAUCACGGCAAGACCUCCUAUGGCAUUGUCUUACCAUGUUGAAGAAGCUAUAGAUGAAGGGACUUUCAGGGAAAUGCUCGAUCCGUUAAUCCCAGAUUGGCCUGUUGAGGAGGCCUUGUCACUUGCUAAAUUGGCUCUCAAGUGUAGUCAGAUUAGGAAGAAGGAUAGACCACAUUUGGAUUCUGUUGUAUUGCCAGAUUUAAUUCGGUUGAGAGAUUUUGCAUUCAAAUCAUAAUAAGUUGAGGGUGGAAAUUGUAACAUGUUGUAGCAGAAGUCUUUUGUAAAUCAAUAAAGAUCAGAGUAUAAAGUAGGGGAAAAAAAAAUGCAUGGUUGUUAUACUUUUAGAUGUACUAGUCACAAAAUUGUAUAGUGAUUAUUUUUGAAGUAACUCUCUUAAUUAGGCUUUGU
Molecule: messenger RNA, 2345 nt
Organism: Chenopodium quinoa (quinoa)
Lineage: Eukaryota; Viridiplantae; Streptophyta; Magnoliopsida; Caryophyllales; Amaranthaceae
Product: U-box domain-containing protein 35-like
Exons: 8
Coding region: 688-2172 (494 amino acids)
Biological process (GO): protein phosphorylation
Molecular function (GO): protein kinase activity; ATP binding
Source: RefSeq, a predicted model, not a curated record